Molecule: messenger RNA, 1937 nt
Organism: Bombus huntii
Lineage: Eukaryota; Metazoa; Arthropoda; Insecta; Hymenoptera; Apidae
Product: E3 SUMO-protein ligase RanBP2-like
Exons: 5
Coding region: 623-1630 (335 amino acids)
Biological process (GO): protein peptidyl-prolyl isomerization
Molecular function (GO): peptidyl-prolyl cis-trans isomerase activity
Source: RefSeq, a predicted model, not a curated record
UAUAAAUUAUGUCUAUCAUAGUAUAGAACAUUUGAAUUAUCGAAAUUUACAAAAAAGUUUGAUUUCUAUACAAAUUUUUUCUUAUCUAAUAUCGAUAAUUCAAUUGUUAUAAAUCACUAGUCACCAGAAAAUAGUUUUAAAUUCUUAUAGUUGGUGAAAUCAUUAAUUAUAUAUUUAACACAAUAACAAAAAAACAUUAAAGAAGGAAAUUAAAUUAACAAGCAUUUAAUAUGUCAUAUAAAUUAAAAAUUAUAAUUUUGCAGUAUAAAAAGAUUUUAAUUUUGCAAUAUUGUCAAAUUAUAAUCUGAAAUAUCAAUUAAAUUUUAUUAUAAAUUGUAACCUCUUUUGCAAUUUAUAAAUUUUUAACUUAAAAGCAAAACAUUACACAUUGAUAUUACUUUAUUAAAUACGGUAAAGUUUAAUGAUAGAAUAAUGCUUAUAAAAAGAUUUUAUAGUAAUUAUAGCGAUGUAACAAUUUUAUAUCUUGAACCGUUACCAUAAUUCUUAUAUUUUUAUAAAUUCAAAUUUUAACUUGAAAUAUAAUAAUAAGAUGUUCGUAUAUUAAAUGAACUGUAACAAAAUAAUAUAAAAAAAGUAAUAACCAUUCCAAAGAAUAAAAGCUAUGGAUAAAAAAACAUAUAAAAAAUAUAAACGAAGGAUCGCACAAGCUGUAGCUAAAGUCGAUAAUAAGCCUCCAAGAUUUGAAGUGUCCGCAUAUUACAAACCGCAUAAUAUGAGAAGUGAUAUAAAUCGAAUAAGAGAAAUCGACAAGCAAAAUAUAAAAUUGUUAAGGCGGAUGAAUAUAAUUACUCGAUUAAGGUCAAAUAUCGAUUGCUGGUUACCAAAGAUAAAAUAUAAAUCAAAACUUGAUAAUCAGGAAGUAAAAAAUACACAAGUCAUGAAAGAAAAUAAAAAUUUAUUACGAAAAAUUCGUAGAGCAAGUACUAAUUAUUCUACUGCCGAGUUUAUACAAGAUUGGAAAGAAAUGAACAUGAAAAUGGAACACAAUAGAAGAUAUCAGAAAGAACCUACAACACAUACCAUUGGAUUGCAAUCUCCACAAGAUCAUUGUAUAAUUACAGAUUUAUCAUUGCUAAAACAUAUAAAUCCAUCUAUUCGUACCAAAUGUUUUUUUGAAAUUGAAAUCCAAGGAGAUCAGAAAUUAGGAUCCAUUCAUUUUGAACUUUAUGAUGAUAUUGUACCUCGAACAUGUACAAAUUUUGCGGAAUUAUGUCGUGGAUAUAAUGGCUUAUCGUACAAGAACACACCGUUUCAUCGAAUUGUAUCCGGUUAUUGGUGUCAAGGCGGAGACGUUACAAAACUUAACGGAUGUGGAGGAAAGUCCAUAUAUGGUGAAUCAUUUGAGCAUGAGAAUUACAACUUACGUCAUGCUGGUCCCGGAAUUUUGUCCAUGUGUAAUGAAACUGAAAAUACAUGCAAUUCCAAAUUUAAUCUUACUUUUAGACAAUUGGAAACAGUAGAUGGGAAAAAUGUAGUUUUUGGGAAAGUGAUUGCAGGUCUCUCAAACAUUUAUAAGAUUGAAGAAUUUGGUACAAAAACAGGAAAACCAUUUAAAACAAUAAUUAUAUCCAACUGUGGUAUUAUAUCAAGAUAUAUAAAAAAUAGAUAAAAAUCAAGCAAAGCAUAAAAAUUUCAUUUAAUUGAUGAAAGGCUGAAGUCUUUGAUAGUAUAACAUCAAUGUUAAUAGUUUAAUUACUUUAUCGUAUAUAGAAAAACAUAAUUAUAUCAAUUACUUAAUUAAUUUUUCUCUCAAAUGUUCUUUCUUUAUAUCUGUACAUUGUAUAAAAACAUAAAACAUUUAAAAAGAUAUUUAAUUUGUGUACAAUAUUUAAUAAUAAAUCGUACUUUAAUAUAUUAAAUUAUAUUUCUUGUAACGUGAUUGUUAUUUUUAUUUAACGUCUUCGAUACGGCGUUUG